Molecule: messenger RNA, 580 nt
Organism: Galleria mellonella (greater wax moth)
Lineage: Eukaryota; Metazoa; Arthropoda; Insecta; Lepidoptera; Pyralidae
Gene: mRpL55
Product: 39S ribosomal protein L55, mitochondrial
Exons: 2
Coding region: 139-489 (116 amino acids)
Biological process (GO): translation
Cellular component (GO): mitochondrial large ribosomal subunit
Molecular function (GO): structural constituent of ribosome
Source: RefSeq, a predicted model, not a curated record
AAUAUAAGACCACUGCCAACUCUUACGACGUAAUAAUUACUUAAUCUUUUUUCUUUUUUCCCUUUCUUAUAUUAAAGUAAUAAAAUAAAACUAUAAAUUUUCUUGUACUUUUAUUAAUUUUAUGAUUUAAAUCUUAAUAUGUAUUUCAAUUUAAUAAAAAACUUCAAAGUAUCUGUUGUAAAUUUAUCUAUGCAUAAUCGAUAUUUAAAUAACAAUGUUACGUGCAUAACCAAAAUACAUAGAGAAAUAUACGCGAGAAUGUAUCCAACUCGAAUAGUACAACCUGAUGGUGCUUCGAUUAACAUUAGAUAUCAUGAACCACGGAAGAUUAUUAAGUUGCCGCUAAAUUUGUCAUUAUUGUCUGAGGAAGAAAGGAGGAUUAGACUAGAAAGAAGGAAACCAAAGAAAAAAGUCAAAAUCAUUGAUGAUGUUGAAGAUAAUUUUAAUGCUAAAAAAUAUUUGAAAUUUAUGAAAAAGGGAAAAAAAUAAUAUUUUUUUUUUUUAAAUUGAUUGCUUGGAUUAGUUAUUAGAAAAUUUUUAAUAAUAGAUUAAGAUAAUAUAUUUAUGAUUGAUGACUGUA